GUAGCAGCUGACUACAAACUUUCCAUUGAUUAUUUGUGCUCUGAGCCAAGUACUAUUAGAGUUGAGGUGAUAGUUUCAACCAGCAUUCAAACUGGAGUCGUCAUUUACAAGAAAAAAUGGAAAUGUGAAAAACAUCUUAAUAUCUUGAGAAAUCGGACUCUGUGGGUGAAAUUUCCAAACAUUAUGUUAUACAGACCUGAUUAUGUGCUUCGACGUUCUAUUGUCAUAAACAAUGUAAUGUUAAGAGCAUGGAUUAUAAAUAAUAGAUUUGAAGCUCGUGAGAAUCACAAUCUGUUUGUUUAUGAACAAGCUGCAACUAGAACCUACAAGUUACUGAAGACAUUAAGUUCUUUUGAAAGGCCUUUUAAAGAUCAUAAAGAAUGCCUUCAGUGGGACACAGAGAAGAUACGGGCAAUAAAAGAAAGGAAAGUGCUCCAGUGUUUGCUUGAUAAUGAUGUUGUUGAACUACUUCGUUUUCCUUUUGCAUCAUCUGGUUCAAAUUUUGGCAUAGUAAGGAAACUAAAAACAUUUAAUAACUUUGAAAUGGAAAUGACAAGUAAAGACCUUCUUAAUAAUCCAAGGUUCACUGUAUCCAUCUGGCUUUUUGUGCUUCAUGAUUGUAAAUGGCCCCUGUGUGGGAUCUUCCAUCACAUCAAUGACAAACAGAUCUAUGCCACCCCAUUGCUGUUUCUUACUCAAGAUGGUCAUAUUCACUUUCAGAUUAUGCUGUCCUCAGGAAAAUAUGUUGCAGGAAAGUCAAAUUUCAAAUUGUCAUUGAGACGAUGGUGUCGAUUGGAUUUCACCUUACAAGACAGAAGGAUGACUUUGUCAGUCAGCUAUGGCGAACGUCUGCAAGGCAGAGAAGAUGCAUUUUAUCACUAUCCUGAAGAUGUUCAUCAUAAUGAUUUAGUUGGGUACUUUGUCCUUGGAGGCAGCAAUCAUGUCCGAGGUUUUGAAGGAUUCAUUGGCCCUGCGAAGUUAUACCGACUGGUAGGCCUAACAGUCCAAAAGAUUUCAAAUCCUCUUGUAACUAAUCACGAAAUCCAUAAACAUAUUGAACAGUACUAUCAGAAAUGCAACUAUCUCACUACGCUUAUCAUGAAAUAUUUCCACAGCCUUGGAUUGCACAAAAAGUUACAACAUUUGAAUCAGAACAACAAUUAUUAUUUAGAUUUGGUCACAAAAUAUGGACCGAAAAACUUUGAUGAAGAAAAAUGCGCAGCACACACCUGGGGGAAAAGAACUGAGAAGAAAUACAAGGCUUUAUUUGAUCUGCUUCAGACAAUGGCAUUAGAGCCAAUUUUAGACUUCGCUCAUUCACCAAACCUACAAUCUACACUCAUUAAAGUUGGUGAGAAACUUUUUCAGAAGACAGUGGAGAGUCUUGUUCGUCCAGACAGUGCCCAGCAUAUUGGCCACCUGACCGCUUCACUCAUGAAGGCUAGCUGCUGUGGUUACUAUAGGGCAGCCUAUUUCCUGGCUGUCAUUUUUGAGACCGGUCUAACUGUGGAAAUACAACCCUUACAGGGCAUGCUAUACAGUUUUGUUGCUGCUCAAGGAAAUGAAAGACUUGCCUUAAUGCAUCUUGGAUAUAAGCAUGAUCAAGGUAUUGAUGGUUACCCCUUGGACUACGAUAUGUCAUAUGGUUACUACUCAAACAUUGCACAACAGACUGUUCGUGAUCGGGACAUAUUUGAUGGAGAACAGGCUUUUGUUGAAACAAUAAGACUAAUGGAUGAUUCAGCUUUACAGAGUCAAACUAAAGAAAACGAUGACCUCUUUUUAUGGCUCAGGUAUCAGGCAAAUCAUGGGGAUGUAUUUGCUCAGCAAAAACUUGCGAGAAUGCUUUACUGGGGACAACAGGGUGUCACACGUGAUGUGAAAGCUGCUUUGGAAUGGUAUUCUAAAAGUGCAGAAGAGACAAGAGACCCAUUGUCAUUGUAUGAGUAUGGACUUUUUCUUUUCAAGGGCAAAGGAGUGAAAAAAGAUGUAAAAUUGGGCUUAAAACUAAUCAAUGAAGCUGCUUCUAAGGGAUCACAUGAAGCAAUGAAUGGUUUGGGAUGGUAUUAUGAAACCUUUAAGAAGGACUAUGUGAAAGCUGUGGAGUACUGGGAGCAAGCAAUGAAAAUGGGAAAUCUGGAUGCACUACAUAAUCUUGGAGUGAUGUAUGAAAGUGGACUAUACCCAGGCAAACCUGUAAAAAAUGAGACAGAAGCAUUUCAGUAUUACUAUAAAGCUGGAUCUGGUGGACACUUUGAAAGUGUAGCUCGCUGCUCCUUUUAUUGGAGUACAGGAAACUUUGAAUCUAUUCCACAUAACCCCAGAAUGGCAGUCCUUUGGACCAGAUUUGUUGCUGAAAACAAUGGAUUUUUGGGUUAUUUCAUGAGAAAAGCUAUGGAUGCCUAUCUUCAGAAAUCCUGGAAUGAAGCCUUGCUAUAUUUCCUUGUGACAGCAGAAACAGGAAUUGAAACGUCACAGACAAAUGUUGCUUAUUUCUGUGAACAACACCCUGAUCUCACAAAUAGCAGUGAUGAAUAUAUAUGGAGAUAUUAUAAUUUAUCUGCAUUUCAACUGACCACACAUCCUUUUGUUUUAAUAAAAAUGGGAGAUUACUACUAUUAUGGUCACAACAACCAUAAAAAAGACAUCACGCAAGCAAUUGAGAUGUACACCUCUGCUGCUUUAUUGAAAUGUUCACAAGCAUUUUAUAAUUUGGGUUCACUGGUAGAGGAGGGAAUUCAUAUACCAGAAAAAAGUUUAGACCUUCUAAACAUUCGAGCAGCAAAUCAUUCCAACAACUCCUCAAUCCUGCUGGAAUUAUAUGGAAGGUGUAUAACCGUAGAUAUGGAAGAGGGUUUUGUCCCAUGUUCUAUCGCUUUGCUUUGUAUUCACCUGAAAACUAUAUGGAGGAAUAGCUGCUCUGCUGCUCUUUUAUAUACUGCAGGCUCAGUACUCCUAUCAACUUUGAUUGUUUUUGCUGUUAAGCAUUACCGGGACACAACAGAAAUUGUUUCCACCUCAGGUACAAAUGAACAUAUUCCAGCUAUGAAUUCUUUGAGUCAAAAUAUUCAGUCAGAUGAGACUGUAUCAGAAGAAACAUCGUUACCUUUAACUGCACCAGAGUAUCGCGAUCAGAAUGAGGCUGAUUGACAGAGUAACAGCAACGAAGGCAGAUUAAUUUGUUCAUGUUGAAAAAAAAUUCCUAUGUAAUUACUUACAUCAUUCCUUAUUAGGAAUAUUUCUAUUUAUUUCUACAUGAUAUCUGUAGUGAGGAAACAGGCCAUUUAGCCCAGUUGGUCGAUAUCAAUAUUUAUGCUUCACACAAUCUACAGUCCAUCCUCUUUUAUCUGCCUGGAAGCAUAGCUUUCUACUCAUUUUUCCCCUCAUAUAAUUAUGCAGCAACCUCCAAAUAUAUCUUUGCUAUUUGCCUCAAUUGCUCCAUUUGGUAGCAUGUUUUAGUUUCUAUUCACUCUCUUGGUAAAGAGGUUUUUUAGAAUUAUUUGUUGGAUUUAUUGAUGAUUAUCUCAUAUUUAUGACUCUAAGUUUUAGAUCCCUGCACAGUUGGAAACACAGUCUCUGCAUCAUCCCCAUUAAAUCCCUUCCUUAAUUCCAAACUCUACCAGGUUACCCCAAGUCUUAAGAGCCCCAAUGUACCUCACCUUUCCCAACAAUUAUAACCUCUCAGUUCUGGGAUAUUCUUUAUAAAUUUUCCUUACAUCUUUUUUAUAAUGUCUACCAGAACAAUGCCCAGUUUUCUAAGUGUUAUCUAAUUAAUGUUCUGUAUAGAUUUAACAGAACUUAUCUGCUCUACAAGCCUACAUUUGUGUCUUGUUUGCAUUGUUAUGGAUGUGUUUCCCUGCAUUGCUACUUAAAACAAUUUGUGACUCUGAA
Hemiscyllium ocellatum (epaulette shark) is the source of this 3891-nucleotide messenger RNA. Its product is annotated as protein sel-1 homolog 3-like. The record is from RefSeq and is a predicted model, not a curated record. NCBI's taxonomy places the organism in Eukaryota, Metazoa, Chordata, Chondrichthyes, Orectolobiformes, Hemiscylliidae. The transcript has 23 exons. Gene Ontology annotation, molecular function: protein binding. Bases 184 to 3150 code for a protein of 988 amino acids.